AUGCGUGGGUAUUUUCGUCAAGUAAUAAUUUAUUCCGCACCAUCCUCGAGCGCCGGCCACCGGCGAGGCGGCGCGAGCAGCGGCCGGUCCAGCCGCCGCUCCAGGUACGAGGCCCCGCUCCCGGAUCAGCCAUUCCCCGCCCCGGCGGCGCUCCCCCGCCUCCGCCCGCCCACCCCAGCACCACACCCCCUCUCACUUUGUUUUAUCAUGCCGUGUGGAGGUUGCAGAGGUGAAAGGGAAGCAGAAGAGGGUGCUGUUCGAUUCGACCAGGCCGCGCGCACGACAAGCUGCUCGCGGAGGUGCCCAAGCACAAGCACAAGAGGGUGCAGAUCCGCGAUGACAGAUAUGACAAGGAGCAAGAAAGUCUCAGAUGGAUUGAUUGCUGGUUCGUCAAGCGGUAAAAGAAUAAAGGCCUCACCCUGCCAGCAAGAUUGUGUUCCGGGUGCAUCAACUUAUGCAAAUGGUCAGGCAAACGCAGAGGCCUCACCCUGCCAACAAGGUGGUACUGCUCAAACAGAGGAGUGUUCAGAGCCAAAUCUUCCAGAGGACAUCUGGCAUCAUAUACACUCCUUAAUGCCAUUGAAAGAUGCUGCCAGAGCCGCCUGCCUGUCGCGGUCCUUUCUGUCUUCCUGGAGAUGCCAUUUGAUCCUCAUUUUGAACUGGGAAGCAUUUGGGUUGGACGUAUAUGCGGAUUACAAGGAAACAGCUAGAGCUUUUAGAAACAAAAUUGACCACAUUCUGGAAAACCACUCGGGCACUGGCGUGAGAAUACUGAAACUUCGGUUUGUUCCAAAUGACAAAGCGAAGGACCGUGAUUAUAUCGACAAAUGGCUUCAUAAGGCUGUUAAACCAGGAAUUGAAGAACUCACCCUUACUAUUAUGGCUAUGAGCAACAAACGCAAAUACGAGUUCCCGUGCACACUUAUAUCAAAUGGGCUGGGAAACUCGCUCCGGUGUCUUUACCUUUCCGAUUGUUCCUUUCAUCCUAUGGCUGGGCACUGUGGCUUGAGUAGCCUGACAAAACUAGAGCUGUUAAGGGUGGGUAUUACAGGGGACGAGCUAAGCUGCCUUGUUUCCAGUUCUGCAGCUUUAGAGCAGGUUUUACUCAGGGAUUGCAGUAAGGUAGACUGCUUGAGGAUACCUUGCCAUCUUGAGCGGUUAAGCCACUUGAAGGUGUUACGUUGCAGCGAGCUGCGGUUGAUAGAGAGCAGAGCUCCAAAUCUCUCCAGUUUUCAGUUUAAAGGUAACCUCAAAGUUCGAGUCUCACUCGGAGAAGCAUUGCAAGUGAAGAACUUACUAGUGAACAGCACCGAAUUGAUCUGUUACACUCGAGCAGAGCUGGUGUCCAGCACGCCAAGCAGGGAGAUGGUCUCACCAACGUUACCUAUUAAACUUGCUGGCCUGAAUUCUCUGAGUAUCUAUCUUGAAGAUUUGCUCUUUGGUCGGAUCUUUGAUUGUUCUUCUCUGGCUUCUAUCUUUGGUGCUUCUCUUUCAUUGGAGACUUUCAUCUCGCAUGUAAGUUGCUCAGUGUCCUGCAAAUAUGUUGGUACUUAG
Triticum aestivum (bread wheat) is the source of this 1554-nucleotide messenger RNA. RefSeq lists its product as uncharacterized. The transcript is spliced from 4 exons. The coding region runs from base 1 to 1554 and encodes 517 amino acids. Gene Ontology annotation, molecular function: protein binding. The record is from RefSeq and is a predicted model, not a curated record. Lineage: Eukaryota; Viridiplantae; Streptophyta; Magnoliopsida; Poales; Poaceae.